Neopelma chrysocephalum (saffron-crested tyrant-manakin) is the source of this 5217-nucleotide messenger RNA. RefSeq names its product mitogen-activated protein kinase kinase kinase 19 (gene MAP3K19). Gene Ontology annotation, molecular function: protein kinase activity; ATP binding. The record is from RefSeq and is a predicted model, not a curated record. Bases 1122 to 4928 code for a protein of 1268 amino acids. Gene Ontology annotation, biological process: protein phosphorylation. Lineage: Eukaryota; Metazoa; Chordata; Aves; Passeriformes; Pipridae. The transcript is spliced from 11 exons.
UCCUCACAGCCCGUCCAGCCCGGGCUCCCGCACAGCCUGGCUCCCCCUCACAGCUCUUCCCGCCGGGGCUCCCUCACAGCCCUGCUCCUACCUCCCCAUGCCCCGGGCUCCCCUCCCCGCGUCCCCCCUUCCUGGCUGGCUCAGCCCCUCAUGGGCGCUGUCAGGGGAUGUCCGUGGUCGCCUCACCGCGGCGGGGGUUGCUCCCACAGACCCUCCGGUUCCGUCAGGGGCAGCCGGGUGUGCCGGGUACCCGCCGGUGUACCAAUAACACAGCCCUGGUCGGCCGGCCGGGGGCUGGUGUCCCCUGGGCUCGUGUCCCUGCUGCCGCCUGGUCCAAAGCCUCCCCCUCGCUUGUGCCUCCCCGCAGCCGUGUCCCGGGGGACGGCGGCCAAGUGCUUCUGGCAUCCAGCAAACCAUCUCUCUUAAACACCCUUUCAGCUCAGCCUGAGCCCCACCGUACCUUUUUUAUCCUUUCUUCCCUCUAAACAGUCUGCUACUUAAAAAAAAAAAAAAAAAAAAAAGAAGAAGAAGAAGAAAUAUCCUUAAAAUCUUCUGUUUACGGCUGCCAAAAACGAGAUGAAAAAUACUCAAGAGUAACGGGGAGCGUCGAGGUCACUGCUGCUCUUUGAAUUAAACUCCUCCAAGUAAAAUACCCCCCGGAGGGGUUACCUCGGCAACAUCGUGUAAACUCAACAGCCUCGUGUCGCAGGAGCUGCCUGCAGAAAGAAGAGCUCGUGAGCUCCACAGUCAGAAAAAGACGCCGAAAAUCGAAUCCAAAAGUGUGUAAUCGCUGUUGAAUUCCUCGCCGGCCAGCAAAGGAAGGCGGCUGUGAGCUGAAAAUGCUUUAUAACUUCUCCUUAGGUUGCUGUGCCGCUUUUGCUCUUCGCUACUGAAGCACCAGGUAAGAUUUGUUUGUGCCUUUUUACAGAACCUCCUCAGUUAUUAUUUUGAAGUGGGUUUUGUGUAUCCAAAAAGAAGUGCAGAGUUUGGAGAAGUUCACCAUCUAACUCUUACUUGACUAAUAUAAUGGGAUGAACCUUUUGAUGGAUUAUCCAUGGGAAUGAGAAAUCAAGAGUUCUUCUAAACUACUUUUGCACAGUUCAUUGGAUGAUCUUGAUCAUAUGUUUCUGGACCUUAAUACAUUUAAGGACAGUAUGUCUGACAACCAACAAAACAAGAGGAGAAGCAAAAAAGGUUGUGGAAGUGUUGCUGCUCUUCAGGAUGCAGAUAAGACAAUGGAAGAAAUGCAUCAGUCGUACAAAGCUCUAGGAAAGAACAGCCAAACAGCAUCAACAUCCAGACCACGGUCAGACCAACAAGUGGCACGUUUUCCAAGUAAAAAUCUGUUUGCAUUACAGAGGAGACAUCCCACUUCUUUAUGUUUCUUCCCAAAGAAAGGCAACAUGGGAUAUGCCUUUGACUUCAGCUUUCUGCUACGGACCUCGUGCCCAGAAUACAACAUUUUAAAGUCAUUUGUGGAUUUAGAUACUUUUCAGAUAAUAAAAGCACAAACACAGCAAAGGUUAAAUAUAACAAUGCUAAAAACCAGGAAUGAGAGAUCUAAGUUUCAUUUGCCACCAGUGACAUGUGAGCCUGUAAGAACAAUUCAUCUUGCUCCUCUAGAGGAUGAUAUUGUCAAUGAAAGCAGCAACAUCAGAAAUAUUUUAAAUAUUAUGAACUCUAUUCCUCAGCCUAUAAAAUCAGUUACCAAAUUUUAUCAUAAUCAGUUAGACAAUCUAUUCAAAAGGCACAGUGAAAAGUCAACAGACUUGAUUGUGGCUACAAUUUCUGAUAAAGUCACACCAGCAGAAGACCUGUACUGCUUCAGCAUGAGGAACUGUUCUAAGUACACCAACAAGAAGAAAGAAGGAAUUCAAAGCCAUUUGGAGUGGAGGGAAGCUGAUGUAGGUGCCCACACUGACAGGAAUGAGCAGGUGAAGUUCCAGGGCUCAGUGGUUUGUGAGAACACCGAUCCUGUGAGCCAAGCCAGGCUCUGUGGUGAUGGUCACCCCCACCUGAGCUCAGGUGAUGCUCUGGUCAGCUGUGGCAGAGCUCAGACAACAUUUACCAUGUCGAGCAGCAGCGAUGCCUCAAGAGCUGGCAACGAGCAAACGGCAGCAGAGAAUUGCUGCAGCAUUGGCCCAGAAGAAGGAAAUGCUGCAGAGAUGGUGCUGGAUUGUGCACCGUGUGAAGGUACUGAAGGUGCAAACUCUGUGCUUGGCAAUCAUGAUUUAGAUCCUUCCUGUGAAAAUGAAGUGUCAGAGGCCUACCAUGCCUUAGAAGAUAAUUCUGUAGUUGCAGCAAUUCCCACAGUAGAAGUUCAAGAUCCCCCUGGAAAACAAACAGAAAAUCAUGUCUGUCUCUCUGAAUCUGAAAAGGAAAAAGAAGAAAUGUCAGAAGCUACUCCAGAAGACCAAAGUGAGCUUGUACCUGCUGUUCAUGUUACAUUCUCUGAGCGAGAGCCAGCCAGGGAACCACACGUUGCUAAACAACCCCCCCCAAAAGAGAGUGGUGUUCAUGGCCUGCCUCCUCAGGGUACUCAGAGCUUCAAUGUUCUCGCUCACAAAGAAAGUGACAAAAAUAGAAGAAAGAUUAAUAGAAAUAAAUAUUCAUCCAAAUCUAAAAUUAAUAACAAGCUAAAGAUGUCUAAAGACCUCAUUGUUUCUGAUGAGAUUACCACAAAACAUAAUGUCAAGAGUCAGAUUUUUCCUUCUUUAGAACUGCCACAGGUGAAAUCUGAGACUUCCCUGAAGUGUCAGAAAAAAAACCCUCAAGGAGACAAAGGCCAUUUUUCUCAGAGUGCUCAGAAACUCAAAAAGCAAAGUUUCUCCUGCAGUUGCAAAAAUUCAGUUGAGUUAAAGAAAAGUGUUACUCCACUUUCUCUGCCACAUGCACCAUCUGCCUUAGAUUUUGGAGACCUGAAAUACAGUGACAUGUUCAAGCAAAUCAAUUCAAAUGACCAAGGCCCAGGGAUUUAUGAAAUGUUUGGAACUCCUGUGUAUUCCCACGUGCGGGAGCUCGAGCGACAUGAGAGCAGGUUUUAUAAAAGUGUUUGUUCUGCUCCCUCAGGGAGAGGCACUGCCAGCACCUGCAGAUGUACCUGCACCAAAGGGAGGGAGAGCAGCAGGGUAAGAAACACUCCAAAGAAAACACAUCCCAAGCCAAAGAAGACAAAAGCUGGCACUAAACAAAAGCAGAAAGGUUCAAUCCCAAAGGAUGGAAGUACCAAGUUGAGUGACAGCAACACAGAGCAAGAUAAUGUGGUAACUUCUGAUGCAGACUUUCAAACAAACACGUCAAGGAGCACAGCAUUGUCUCAUGGAGACACAGAUCACCAGCUUAUGUUGUUAGAAGAGCUUUUUCAGUCAACUAAGCAAAAUGAAUUUUUUUCAAAUUCAAACUUAUCAACUAUCAAAGAAGUUACUUUGGAGCAGUCUUCAGACAGCCAGGAUGUAUCCAACCAUCAGAGAGCUGCUCCCUGUAGCCAGAAUCUUCUUCAGCUCAGCGAUGAAGACUGCAGAGACUGUGUUGCUCCAAGGAGCAUUCUGCUAACAACAGACCAGAACAUCUGUGUAUCCCAGUGCAGAGGGAAUAUGGAUGGUGGCAAAGGCCUGGAAUCAGACCAGGCCUCCUUCAAGUCUGUCAAUAAGUGUGAAGCAUCACCCUUUUCAGAUAGACUGGAGUGUCAAUCCCUUACAGAAAAAUCAAAUCACAGCUGGGCAAACACACCCCAAAAUAGUAUUAUGGCAAAUGAAUUGACUCAGUCUUCAGUGAUUGGGAUAAAAAAUCCUACAAGCCCCAGUUUCCAGACAAGUCAAAACACUUUGUCCUGGACAGAUAAAGAUGUGACUGAUGAGUUGCUUUGUUGCCUGGCUGAAGAAUUGCUAAUGCUUGAAGAAAAAGACUCUGCAAGAACAAAAAAUACAGAUUUUAAAAUGCAAAACACACAUACUGAAGAAGAAGAAAAUAUGAUUAGUGGAGAUGGAGCAAUAGUAAAUAAUGCUCUAGAGAAGAGUUGCAGUAAAGCCUUUUUGGCACCAAGUGCAGAAAGUGGCCUUCUAAACUUAGAUGAAUCUACUAAAUUACCAGGAAGCAGCUUAACUACCAAGGAUCCUAUCAUGUGGACAAGAGGGGAAGUCCUUGGAAAGGGAGCCUAUGGCACAGUGUACUGCGGUCUGACCAGCCAGGGACAGUUAAUAGCUGUAAAACAGGUUGUUUUGGACACAUCAGAUCAACUCACUACAGAAAAGGAGUACCAGAAGUUUCAUGAGGAAGUUGAUCUCUUGAAGACAUUGAAGCACGUCAACAUUGUAACUUACUUAGGGACUUGUCUGGAACACAACAUUUUAAGCAUUUUCAUGGAGUUUGUUCCUGGGGGCUCCAUUUCCAGUAUUAUCAACCGCUUUGGCCCGUUGCCAGAAGUUGUCCUUUGCAGAUACACCAGGCAAAUUCUCCAGGGGGUUGCCUAUUUACACGCCAACUGUGUGGUGCACAGAGACAUCAAGGGCAACAAUGUGAUGCUCAUGCCCAGCGGGACAGUGAAGCUCAUUGACUUUGGCUGUGCCAGGCGCUUGGCCCGGAUCAGCCCUGGCGGCACCCGGAGCGAGACGCUGCGCUCCGUGCACGGCACUCCCUACUGGAUGGCUCCGGAGGUGAUCAGUGAGUCGGGGUACGGGAGGAAAUCAGACAUCUGGAGCGUCGGCUGCACCGUGUUUGAGAUGGCAACAGGAAAGCCGCCCCUGGCUUCCAUGGGCAGGAUUGCAGCCAUGUUCUACAUCGGGGCCCACAGGGGGCUGAUGCCUUCCCUUCCCGAGGGAUUCUCCAGCCCUGCCGUGGAUUUUGUGCGUGCUUGCUUAACCAGAGAUCAACAUGAACGUCCUUCUGCUCUGCAGUUGCUGGACCAUCCCUUUGUGAAAGGAAGACAGUGAAUUUUUCAAAACUCUUGCCAAGUACCAAAUACCUGAUCACCACAAUGGAAUGGGAGCAAAGGAAACAAAUCAGACUUCAGACUUUCAAGCAGUCUGUUAUUUGACUGAUUUGAUAAAAACCAGCAAUGUUUAGCCAAUAACUGAAAGAGGACCUUUGUGUUUCCAACUUUGUAAAAAUUCAACAUAGGAAAAUGGGAUCAUUUCUGCACAAUAGAGGUGAGGUAGGGAAUUUUAUUGAAAAUACUUUUUUUUUUACAAGUUCUUAGAAAUAAAGUUUUUUCUAAUCUCA